Messenger RNA from Trichoderma virens Gv29-8, 1371 nucleotides. RefSeq lists its product as uncharacterized. The record is from RefSeq and is a predicted model, not a curated record. The transcript has a single exon. Gene Ontology annotation, molecular function: GTPase activity. Bases 468 to 1181 code for a protein of 237 amino acids. NCBI's taxonomy places the organism in Eukaryota, Fungi, Ascomycota, Sordariomycetes, Hypocreales, Hypocreaceae.
CUUUGGCUCUGCUUUUAUGCGCGCUUACGCCUGAUCACAACGUCGAGCGAAGGGGGCUGGACGUCCUGAUGCUGAUGCCGAUGCCGAUGCCCGUAAUUCAUCGUGUCGACAUGGGAAUCCCUCCGAUGCUCCUCCGGGCCGCCGUCUUACUGCGAUAAGGGGGACCGGCCACUGCUAUGCACUGCUAUGCGAUGCCUUGCGAUGCUAUGAUGCAAUGCUGUGUUGUGAUGAUUCUCCUCCCAAUGCCAUGCUGUUCCAUAUACCACCGAGACAUUGUGUGUUUCCAAAGUUCCAAAACACUGACCUGCUGCUUCGCUGCCGUCUAGUCCACCUUCUGCGCCGCCCUCAUCACCCAUCUGCAGCUCAACCGCCGGUCGGCCUUUUACAUCAACCUCGACCCCGCCGCCGAGUCGUUUGAGCACCAGCCCGAUCUCGACAUCAAGGAGCUCAUCUCCCUCAAAGAUGCCAUGGAGGAGGUGGGCCUGGGGCCCAACGGCGGCCUCAUCUACUGCUUCGAGUUCCUCAUGGAGAAUCUCGACUGGCUGACCGAGGCCCUCGACUCCCUCACCGAGGAGUACCUCAUCAUCAUCGACAUGCCCGGCCAGAUCGAGCUGUACACGCACAUUCCGAUUCUGCCCACCUUGGUCAAGUUCCUGUCGCAGUCCGGUGCUCUGGACAUCCGACUCGCCGCCGUCUAUCUCCUCGAGGCGACGUUUGUCGUUGACAGGGCCAAGUUCUUCGCCGGCACCCUCAGCGCCAUGAGUGCCAUGCUCAUGCUCGAGGUUCCUCACAUCAACGUUCUGUCCAAGAUGGACUUGAUCAAGGACCAGGUCAAAAAGAAGGACCUAAAGCGCUUCCUGACACCCGACGUAGCCCUCCUGGACGACGACCCCCUGGAGCGUAGCAGGAGAAUAACCGAAGGGCCAGAAGGGGAAGACGACGAAUCUGUCCCGCCCGACGAGAAAAGCCAGGUGAUGAAGGGCGCCAGCUUCCGGCGCCUCAACAGGGCCGUGGCCGGUCUCAUUGAGAGCUUCAGCAUGAUUAACUACCUCAAGCUAGACGUUACGGACGAAGACAGCGUUGGGGGCAUCCUCAGCCACAUUGAUGACUGCAUCCAGUAUCACGAAGCUCAAGAUCCCAAAGAGCCCGACGACGAGCAGGAGUACGACGAGGCGGACUAGGGUGUUUUGCAAUGGGUUCGAGAGAGAAAAAAACAACACAAAAUGGAUAUCAAUAGGGUAACAAAAAGGUGGCUUAGAUAGUUUCAUUGGUUGGGAGCAUAAUGCAUAGCGACGGCGUUUUGUUGUUUGCCUGACGGGAGGUAACUGAUCCCCCGUUGAACUGCAUCUUGAAACAUUUAAAAAGAAAAGC